Cylicocyclus nassatus is the source of this 2090-nucleotide messenger RNA. The record is from the annotation of a GenBank genome assembly. NCBI's taxonomy places the organism in Eukaryota, Metazoa, Nematoda, Chromadorea, Rhabditida, Strongylidae.
GGCUCGUUGCCAUUUCCGCAAACGAUGUUGGCGGAAAUUCUGCUUUCUGCACUUUGUGCGGCCAUCACUGAGGCAUCGUCACACCAGAACCACAUUCCAGUAGAAGUAGAGACUAAACUUGGCAAGAUCAGGGGACAAGAGUCGAUAUUUCUGCAUAAAAGGGUGCGAUCGUUUCUGAGUGUUCCGUUUGCUGAACCUCCUGUGGGCGAGCAGCGGUUUCGACCGCCAAAACCAAAGAAACCAUGGAAUGACACUAUUACAGCUAAUACAUUAUCUCCCGCUUGUUAUCAGGGUCGCGACACAUAUAACACUUCAUUUUGGGGAUCUGAAAUGUGGAAUCACAACACUCCUGUUAGUGAAGACUGCCUUUAUUUAAACAUUUGGACUCCUGCUGAAGCCUACAAUCUCACCGUGAUGGUAUGGUUAUUUGGUGGAGGAUAUUAUUCGGGUAGCCCGUCGCUGAUUCUUUACGACGGCAAGGCUCUUGCGCUGCUUGGCAACGUCAUUGUGGUAAACGUAAAUUAUCGUGUGGGUCCAUUCGGCUACCUCUUUAUGGAUGACGAUGCUGCUCCGGGAAACGUCGGCAUGUUGGACCAACAAUUGGCCCUUUACUGGAUUCGAGAUAACAUUUUUAACUUUGGUGGGAAUCCGAGCAGGAUCACCGUGUUUGGCGAAAGUGCUGGAGCCGCCAGCAUCGUUGCACAUCUUAUCGCUCCAGGAUCGGCAAACUUGUUCAAAAAUGGAAUACUGCAAUCUGGCAGUUUGGACAAUAAAUGGUCCAUGGACUCUCCUCAUAGGGCGAUGGAUAAGAGUCAGCAGUUGGCUGCACUGGUUGGAUGCAACCGAACAGAGGUGAAAGAAACUAUUGCCUGCCUUCGAUCCACGCCUGCUCAACUCUUAGUGGACAACAUAUGGAACCUUAAUCUGCACUUUCUCGAAUUCCCAUUUGUCAUUGUUUCAAGGGAUAAGAAUUUCUUCCGCCAUAAAGAUGGAUUCACUUCAUUGAGAACGGGUCAAUACUUGCACCAUGUUAACCUGAUGAUUGGGAUCAACCAUGAUGAAGGUAACUUCUGGAAUAUCUACAACUUAGCCGAUUACUUUGACAAGUCCGAACAGCCGGAGCUUAAUCGAAAGGAGUUCCACGAGUGCAUAGAGCGAGCUUUUGCCGUGCAGCCAGAACUAGUCCGUAGUGCGGCCAAACAUGUCUACUCGGAUCCGAACUGCACGGAUCCUACCAAGCGAACUCAAUUCUACGCUGAACAGGUGAAUCAAAUGGUUGGUGACUAUUUCUUUACGUGUGAUAGUAUAUGGCUGGCUGACAAAAUCCCACGACAUAAACCGAGAGCUGGUCGUGUCUAUGUAUACUACUUUGAUCAGCCAUCCAGUGCAAAUCCGUGGCCGAAGUGGACCGGGGUCAUGCACGGUUAUGAGAUUGAGUAUGUGUUUGGAGUCCCCAUUUAUAAUGAGACUGCUGGAUAUACGAAAAGGGAGCAGGUCUUAUCCGAGAAAAUCAUUCAAUACUGGAGCUCAUUUGCAACAACCGGGGUGCCUCGACUCAAAGACUCAAAAGCGACUGAUAUUUGGCCAGAGUACGAUGGUGUCAACAAUACGAGGUGGAUGCUGCUCAAAGGAGGAUCACAUGUAAAGCCAACGCCAGCGCGGAAGAAGGUCGAGUGUGAUCUGUGGAGAACGGCGAAAGACAUGGAGUACUACUCCUACUUGACCGAAAUGAAACAAUCCUCAACGAUCAAUGCAUCACUGCCUGCUAUUGCACUCGCCAUGAUUAUUUUCUUAAGGUUGAAUACUUAGAAAUUUGUUCUGUAUAAGUUUCCCAUACUCAUUCGUUCUCGGGACAAAUUCUUUUAGCCAUGGAUAUCUGAUGUUUCUCGUGUUUAGAAAGCUAGCACAUGUCUGAUUAGCUGUUAUCAUUACCAACAUAUCGUCGCUUUACUUAAUGAUGGUCCUCUUAUUUUGGUAGGUCAAAUAUUGAAGAAGGUUAGCAAGUAAGGAAGGGAGGCCUUAACAGCAGUUUGGUUAUAUGUCCAUUGAUCUUAUCUCUCAAUUUUGAUUCACUCAUGAUAUGUCGUGAU